Molecule: messenger RNA, 729 nt
Organism: Argiope bruennichi
Lineage: Eukaryota; Metazoa; Arthropoda; Arachnida; Araneae; Araneidae
Product: cytochrome c oxidase subunit 3-like
Biological process (GO): mitochondrial electron transport, cytochrome c to oxygen
Cellular component (GO): mitochondrion; membrane
Molecular function (GO): cytochrome-c oxidase activity
Source: RefSeq, a predicted model, not a curated record
AUGGGUUCAUCAUAUGUUUUCUGUAGGGGGAUAGACGUCGAUACUCGGGCCUAUUUUACUGCAGUUACGAUAAUUAUUGCGGUCCCUACUGAAAAGACAUUUCAUCCGUUUCAUAUUGUUACAAUCUCUCCACGGCGUCUAUUAAUAGAAUUUUUUGUAAUAUCGGGAGUUAUUGCAAUAGUAAAAAUUGGCAUUUGGAUGAUGAUGAGAUCAUUUUUUCAUUCAAGAUUAAAUCCUACUGUGGAAUUAGGGGUAGUGUGGCUUUCUCAAAGUAUUAAGGCUUUUAGUCCAUUUCAGGUGCUUUUAUUUAAUAAUGUUAUUUUAUUGGCAUCUGGAGUAUCCGUUACUAGAGCUCGUCAGUCUAUUUUAAAUGAGAAUUAAAAAAUUGCAAAUCAUUCUUUAAAUAUUAAAAGUAAUAUUAAGAGUAUAUUUUUUAGCGUUGAGUAGUAUAUAGCAGAGUUUAGAAUUUCUGACUCGAUUUUUGGUGUCUUUUUUAUUGCAACUGGUUUUCAUGGAUUUCAUGUAAUUAUAGGAAGUCUGUUCAUAUCAAAUUAUUCUUUAAUGCUAACCUGAAUAUUAGGAGUUUAUUUUUUAGCAUUGCAGCGAUUGUAUUAUUAUAUAGCAGAGUUUAGAAUUUCUGAUCCCGUGUUUGGUUCAGUCUUUUUUAUAGCAACUGGUUUUCGUGGAUUUCAUGGGAUUGUAGGAAGUCUAUUCUUAUUUGUUAUGUGA